AUCUGUUAUAUGCUCAAAAGUCGAGGAUUUUACUUCAUCACGUAGGUACAGUGAUGAAGGGGUAGGAUUGGGUGGUCCUAUACAGACGAUGAUCUCUGAUUACGUGCCAAUGCACCAGGACUUCUUCAUGGCUGCUGUGGAGAGUCUGGGUGUUUCAGAAAGUCGGGACUCACUGGGAGGAAACCCUAUGGGCUGUAGCUUCCAGCCGUCAAAUACCCGCAAUAGCAAUCGCAAGAGGUCUUAUAGUGCCCAUCAUCCCGGAUAUCCCUCACGUGCAGGCCCAAAUCUUGAGAUACGAGUAGCGACAAGGGUGCGCAAGAUUAAUUCACAGCCCACAAGAACCUGAUAGCAAUAAAUGGUACCCUGGAAGACAAUACAACCAUCUCGGCAACCAAAGAAAUUAUCCUUGCCGCCGGUACUAUGCAGAGCUCAGGC
Molecule: messenger RNA, 435 nt
Organism: Aspergillus alliaceus
Lineage: Eukaryota; Fungi; Ascomycota; Eurotiomycetes; Eurotiales; Aspergillaceae
Exons: 1
Coding region: 89-346 (85 amino acids)
Source: RefSeq, a predicted model, not a curated record